Messenger RNA from Aureobasidium namibiae CBS 147.97, 513 nucleotides. RefSeq lists its product as uncharacterized. NCBI's taxonomy places the organism in Eukaryota, Fungi, Ascomycota, Dothideomycetes, Dothideales, Saccotheciaceae. The record is from RefSeq and is a predicted model, not a curated record. The annotation marks the transcript as partial. The transcript has a single exon.
GAACUGGAUAGAGCCAUCGACCUAUACCGAGCAGAAAAGUUCCAAGAGUGCAUCGCACACACGAGAACUGUGUGUCGAGACAACGCCCCACUCCACCCUCGCCUACGUUACCGCAUCCUUCUAGCAUCCUGCCUAGACGACUGGCACGAAGCAGAGGACAUGCGCUUCCACGCCGAAAACACAUACAACUCCUGGUGCCUUUACAACCCUGUCAGCAGCUUCCCAGGCGCCGGCCAAGUGCGAAGCGACUUGCGCAACAAUCUCGAUCAACUCGCCGACUACUUUAAAGCCUUCAGACCCAAAGACUGGAAGCAAACCCAACGCUUCCGGAACAACAUCGAAGCCGCCGAGGCCGAAGAAGAGUACGCAGCCGAGCUAGCAGAGGAACAAGAAGAGGAGGCACCUACUACUAGCGAGGAAGAAGAGGAAGAGAUCAUUGCAUCUAGCGAGGAAGAGGACGCUGCUGCCGCUGCCGAGAGAGAGGAAGAGGAUACUGCUGCCGGUGCCGACGAG